Orbicella faveolata is the source of this 1814-nucleotide messenger RNA. Its product is annotated as CBY1-interacting BAR domain-containing protein 1-like. Gene Ontology annotation, cellular component: ciliary basal body; ciliary transition zone. Gene Ontology annotation, biological process: cilium assembly. The record is from RefSeq and is a predicted model, not a curated record. Lineage: Eukaryota; Metazoa; Cnidaria; Anthozoa; Scleractinia; Merulinidae.
ACACAUUGUCAUUUCGUGACACAAUAGGUUACCAUAACAACACUAUGACUUGCUAAGAAUGCCCUUAAUUAUAGCUUUAAGGGCUUAUAAUUUAAAAACGGCACGGUGAAGUUGUUUUAUAUUUCAUAUUUUGAUAAGCAGGAUACUGUAAGACGCAAGUUUUGGCAAAGUUUAAAAGAAUUAUGUACACAGGGUUCAGAGCCACCUUAAAUUUUCAAAACUUUUAGGUGGCUCUGAACCCCAUGAGCCGCUUUAUAUACCGGUCGUUAAAACGUCGCGAAAGAAAAGUCGAGAAAAAAAUUCUAAAAAAAUUACGUUUUCUGCAUUGCGAAAUUCAUUUACCACCAAACAUAUGCGCUGAUCUAUUUUGUUAGUACUACCUUGCCUUCUACUGAUUCAAAUUUCGGACACCUCAUUAUUACAGUAAGAGUGUCCUGUAACAUUACGGACAACUUACUUGGUUUUAAUGGAAAACUAUGAUAUAACUUCUAGCUCUAUGAUAUGGACACCUCCGUUGUAAAAUUCUCGACGUUUUCAGAAGCUUUUACCGGGAAGUAACCCGCUCCUCGAUUUUUCAAAACGGUUCCCGUUCAAAACAACGCUUGUUAAUUUAACUGUCACCACCUGCAAGCUAAUAAAUGCUGAAACGCGAGGAAGUUUCGGAUUGCGUUUUAAUUUUCUAUAGAUCUACAAGACUUGGAAACCAUCCAGUGUAAUCAGCGCGCGCUACCUCAAUUGAUGUCAUAGACAACUGAUAUCCAACACAAGUGUUGAAUUUAUUACUGCUAGCACAAGUUGUAAAUUCUAUUGACGACAAUGGCAGCGAAUGUGACUGAGGUAUUGAGACGGACUCUGCGGGUAGAAAAGGUUCCUGAAAUGGUCCAGUACACGAAACGCAUUGAAGACACGGAGAAACAUUUUACUGCCAUGCGUUGCCGUGCUGAGAAAUACGCCACGAUCAUGGAGAAACUAGCCCAGAAAGGUGAAAAAUUUUCUUCCACAAUUGGCGUCUGUACGUUGGACCUGGAGAGCAAUCCUACUGUUAAAAGUAAUUUAUUGAACUACACCAAGCAUCUGUCUGUUGUCCAAGAACAACGGAAAACGUUGAAAGAUAUUCUUCAAGAGAAAAUAUCAAGUGAUAUCUUAGCUUACGAAGGGAAAUGCAAAGAAAUGAGGAAAUGCGUUAAAGCGUGCGAAGACGCCGUGCGCAGAAAGAAUCAUCGGCUUUCUCAACUGGAAAAGGCAAAAAACUGGACGCCUGUCGUCCCGAGGAGGAUCAACGAUGCAAACAUCAAGUUUGAACAGGCACGCUGUCAUGCUGAGCGCUGUUGUGAAGAUAUCAAGGUAAGAAUGGAACAUUUUGAGGAGCAGAAACAGCAAGACUUGAAUCGCAUACUAGGUGAUUUCCUGCUCGCUGAAAUGCGCUUCCACGCGCAAGCGCUCCAAGCCUACACUGCUGCCUUCAGGUGUCUGCCUUUGCUGUCUGAUCAAGAGGAUCCGCCCCGAGGGUACACGCGGGGGUCUUCCCGCGAGCGUUGUCGUGAGAAAAGAGAACGGAAAGCUGUGUUUUCUGCUUGUGAUGAAACACAGGCGCCAGCAUCAGAAAGAGGCCACAGACGAAGAUCUGAUUCAAACAGUUCCGCUCUCACACUAGGAGAUCUCAAGAGCUGACUACUCCAAACAAACCAGUGAAAACAAUUCUAAAAAAUGAGGUUAUCAUAGAGAAUGUUCAAUGUUUUCAAAACUAAAUGAAUAGAUUGCCAUUGCUUUCACUAAGAUGAGAUUAAACAAAUUGAAUCAUAUGUUUCAACAAC